Chelonus insularis is the source of this 2745-nucleotide messenger RNA. RefSeq names its product AFG3 like matrix AAA peptidase subunit 2 (gene Afg3l2). Gene Ontology annotation, molecular function: ATP-dependent peptidase activity; metalloendopeptidase activity; zinc ion binding. Gene Ontology annotation, biological process: mitochondrial protein processing. The record is from RefSeq and is a predicted model, not a curated record. Gene Ontology annotation, cellular component: membrane; m-AAA complex. The coding region runs from base 125 to 2551 and encodes 808 amino acids. The transcript has 11 exons. Lineage: Eukaryota; Metazoa; Arthropoda; Insecta; Hymenoptera; Braconidae.
UUGUUUUCUUGAAUCAUUGAGUAAACGAAAAAUGGCGUAGUUCAGCCGGUAGAUUGUCCGACAACUCUGCUUUGAUUAAUUAUUUCAUCAUCCACAUGAUAAUUACAAUUAAAUUGUUUAAAUAAUGGCUCUGCAACUAUUGUCAUCGGCUAAUAAAUUGGAAAAACUUUUAUUUAAAUCAUUCAGAAAUGGUCGACUGGAUCGUGUUCAACUGUCGCGAACAUUAUCAUUUCUUAAAAACAGCCCUAAAUUAUUAAAUCUUGAGCAGACUGUAGAAAAACAAUGGAGAUUGUUAGCAGAAAAAUCGCCACAAGGCUUUGAAAAAUUUUUUAAACCAAAAUCGAAGGAAACUCCAAAAUCUGCAGACAGUCAAGCAAAACCUUCCGAUGCUUCGCCACCACCACCUCCUCCACCUCGUCAAGAUCCAUUCCAAGAUUAUAUAUCAGGAAUUUUUGGAUCUGGCGCAAAAGGAGGUCCUAGUGGAGGUGGUAAGACACCCAUGGAUGGAAAUGAAAGUAGCAAAUGGAUAGUUGCUGGUCUUGUUGGAGCUUUAGGAAUUCUUGCAAUGAUGAUGUAUUUUGAAGUCAAUGCUAAAGAAAUUACUUGGCAAGAAUUUGUAUACAAUUAUCUGGAGAAAGGAUACGUUGAGAAAUUAGAGGUUGUGAAUAAAAAAUGGGUGCGAGUGAGAUUAUUGCCAGGCCACACUGUUGAUGGAUCGAAUAUAUUGUGGUUUAAUAUUGGUAGUGCAGAGACUUUUGAAAGAAAUUUAGAGAAUGCUCAGCUUGAAUUAAAUAUUGAACCCCACAAACAUCUUCCAGUUGUGUAUAAAACAGAAGUAGAAAUGGGAACAGUCAUAUCAUAUUUACCAACUUUGGUAAUGAUAGGAACUGUGAUUUAUUUCAUGCGGCGUUCAGUUUCAUUUAUGGGUAGUGGAAAAAAUAGAACAUCAGGUUUAUUUGGUGGAGUAAUGCAGUCUACUGCAAAAUUAAUAAAUUCUAGUGAAAUUGGAGUACGAUUUAAAGAUGUAGCAGGCUGUGAAGAGGCAAAAAUAGAAAUUAUGGAGUUUGUGAAUUUCUUAAAAAAUCCUCAACAAUAUAUUGACCUUGGUGCUAAAAUUCCUAAAGGCGCAAUGCUUACAGGGCCUCCCGGAACGGGAAAAACACUGUUAGCAAAAGCAACAGCAGGAGAAGCAAAUGUUCCAUUUAUUUCCGUUUCUGGAUCAGAAUUUCUUGAAAUGUUUGUUGGUGUUGGUCCUUCCAGAGUAAGAGACAUGUUUACAAUGGCACGCAAACAUGCUCCUUGUAUAUUGUUUAUUGAUGAAAUCGAUGCUGUUGGUAGAAAGCGUGGUGGAAGAAGUUUUUCAAGUCAUUCCGAGCAAGAAAAUACAUUAAAUCAGCUUUUAGUAGAAAUGGAUGGCUUCAACACGACGACAAAUGUCGUAGUAUUAGCAGCUACAAAUAGAAUUGAUAUCCUUGAUAAAGCUUUACUGCGACCUGGUAGAUUUGAUAGACAAAUAUUUGUCCCAGCACCAGACAUCAAAGGACGUGCAUCAAUAUUUAAGGUUCACUUAAAACCCUUGAAAACAAAUUUAAACAAAGAAGAUUUAGCUCGUAAAAUGGCAUCUUUAACUCCUGGAAUGACAGGCGCUGAUAUUGCAAAUGUUUGCAAUGAAGCAGCUCUUAUUGCAGCAAGAGACUUAUUAAACAACAUUGAAAUGAAACAUUUUGAAGCAGCUAUCGAUCGAGUCGUAGCUGGUAUGGAGAAAAAAACUAAUGUAUUACAACCAGAAGAGAAAAAAACUGUUGCUUAUCAUGAAGCUGGUCAUGCAGUGUCUGGAUGGUAUUUAGAACACGCAGAUCCAAUUCUGAAGGUAUCAAUUAUUCCUCGCGGAAAAGGUUUAGGAUAUGCACAAUACUUGCCACGAGAACAGUAUCUUUAUUCGACUGAACAAUUAUUCGAUCGAAUGUGUAUGACCUUAGGUGGCCGAAUAGCAGAGCAAAUAUUUUUCAACAGAAUAACGACAGGAGCUCAAGAUGAUUUACAAAAAAUUACUAAAAUAGCUUAUUCACAAAUUACGGUCUAUGGAAUGAAUGAUAAAAUAGGCAACAUCAGUUUUGAUCAACCACAGCCUGGAGAUAUGGUACUUGACAAACCGUAUUCAGAAUAUACGGCACAGUUAAUUGAUCAAGAGGUUAGAGAUCUCGUUAAAAAAGCAUACGACCGUACGUUUGCAUUGUUGACGAAGCACAAGGAAGAUGUAAUUAAGGUUGCUGAAAGAUUAUUAGCAAAAGAAAUAUUGAGCAGAGACGAUAUGAUUGAACUGCUUGGUCCUAGACCAUUCCCUGAAAAAUCUACAUAUGAACAAUUUGUUGAAGGUACUGGUUCCUUUGAGGAAGAUACGUCGUUACCUGAAGGUCUUAAAGAUUGGAAUGUAUCAAAAGGGAGUGAUGCAAACAAAAAUGAAACAGACACCAAAAGUAGUAAAUCUAAUGAUUCAAAAACAUCGGAUAAACCGAAAUUAGAGAAAGAAAAGUCACAAGGAGCUCUAUAAAUCAUUUAUAAAUUUUUUUUUAAAUAGGCCAUAGUCAUUUUCGUGUACUUCACUCGUAUUUUGUAUUAUAGCUUGAAAUAUAUAACACAAUUAACGACUAUUUUAUAUUCUAAUUGUGAAAUGAUUAAUUAUUUAUUAUACAUUAACGUUUAUAUUAUACUGCUACAAAAGAGAAUAAAUUUUAUGAAAAAUAA